This is a messenger RNA of Sander lucioperca (pikeperch), 3466 nucleotides long. RefSeq lists its product as uncharacterized. Lineage: Eukaryota; Metazoa; Chordata; Actinopteri; Perciformes; Percidae. Bases 159 to 2894 code for a protein of 911 amino acids. The record is from RefSeq and is a predicted model, not a curated record. The transcript has 4 exons.
UCAUUUUCGUUGGACUCUUGGGAAUUCAUGAAACCAAAGUUUUUGUGGAAAUUUCACCGCUGUUGAUUAACAGAUGAGGAAAAAGGACCCCAACAUAAGGAUUUCCGCUGGCAUUUGUGGCUGUCUCUGAGCUCUGCAACAUACCAAACAUCGCAAACAUGGCUAGCAGUGAUUUGUUUGAUGUUGGAGUUGUAAACACCGAAAAUCUGCUUGAUGCCUACCAGCAAUAUGACGCCAUCAGUGAUUUUUUGCACGCUGACCUGUGUAUUGGUUUACAUGUCACCACUCUGUCCCACCCACAACAAUUACUUUCAUUCUCAUUUGAUGUGGAUGGGUUGGUGGUUGAGUUCAAUAAGGUGCAGGCGCUGCAAGGUAUGCUUCAUUACCUAUUCCUCCCCAGGUUUAACUCACAGAUACUUAGCCCCCACUAUGUGUACCUAAAAAAGCACGUGGAUCUCAGCAAGUACACGAGCAAUGGCUUGACUGCCCUUAAAAAUUGUGUUGGGUACCAGAUAGCUAACGUAGAUGGUGGCUAUCAUCUAUUAAUGACUGCAGUACCCAGCAGCACCACUGGCCCUGACACCAGGCUAUUCAAGAAACAGCUCUACAGCACACAUGCUGUAGAGCUGCUUAACAGUGUGACAGACAACUUUAAACGGUUGCUCCGGGGCCUCUCUUCUAGGGACAAGAGCAGACCUACUCUGCAAAAACAGGGGACCAGCAACACGGCAAGGUUCAAUGUGUUGCGGCAGGACCUGCCGUUCAUAAUGAGCCUUUUGGACAGAGCUGUGGAGGAGGCAAACUCCUGCCGUUUUUUGCAAGUGAUGCUGACACUAAACCAGUUUGGCCAAAAAGACCCCAAUACACUGGAAUUGACAGACAUUGUGGAUGUGACAGAUGUUAAAGCAGUGUCAGUCCACCUUGCCGUGAAGUUUGUGGCAAAUGACUAUGACCAACACAUAUUGUUCUCCCGUUAUGGACUGCAGGACCUGGUAGGAGCCAGGGGGAAACUGUUCUCAGUCCUUGGGAUGCAUGAGGCCACAAACUUCCAGACCAAUCUGGACCACCUGCCGUUAGAUGUAGCCAAGCCUCUUCUGGCAGUGCUCAGCAAAGAGGGAAGGCUGAAUUUCCUUCAACUGUAUGUCGACAGCCCACAUUGUCACUUGCAGAUGCCAUUCAAGCAUCCCGUGAGUGGUGCCAUAGUGACAUGUGGGCUGUCGCACCCAAAUUCACAAAUGGCCAUGCUCUCCAGGGCAUUGACGUACCUGCGCCACAUGACGGACCUUAAAGAAAGGCUGGUGGCACAGCUUGGUUGCCGUAUAGAGCAGGUCCUUAGGUUUCAGGGGGAUGUACCUAUGUGUGUUGACCCCUCAGCCCAUUUUGACCUCGAAGGGCUGCACGCUUUGCUGCGACAGUGUGCCAUGCUUGUCCCCUUCAAGGACACAACCUCUGGUCAGGGUCUCCUGUCCACCUUGGAUGGCGUUCUGGGCUCACUCAUCGACACCCUCACCAGUGCCUACAGUUCCAGUGAGGGUGUGGGUAGGUUCGAUGAGUCAUGGAAAGCUUUCCAGUGUGAGCUAGCCCUUGAGGAAAUGUUUUAUGGCCACCCUCUGUCAUCCGAGGACUUUUUUCUAAGUGCAAGCUUGGGGACCAGUACAGUGAUGGACCGUAGCCUCACACACCAGAGGGGUUUCAUUGGCCUGGCACCUCACUCGAGUGCUAGCUCGGAGGAAACGCCUCCCCCACUUCAUCACUGGACCAGGGAUGAACUACAGAAGCUGCGGAUUGAGCGCCUCUGGCCUCUGUGCCAGACCUUGGAGGCAGGGCCGGCUGUCAUCGGUGUGGCGCUAAUUCGCGUGCUUCUCGGGGACCUGUACAGAAGGAAUGCAAACAUCCCAAUGUCAGCUUUCAGCUCCGACUCUCCACCUGGCAAGCUGGUAGGUGCUAUGACCCUGGAGAUUCUCACCAACGACCUUGAAACAAAAAACUCUUUUCCUGUCCCCAACACCUUUCACCGUGCUCGCCAGCUGGUGCAGAAAGCAGGAAAGUCUGUUAAGGAUUGUCUGUUGCAGGGGUUCAUUGCAGAGAAGCUUCACUUCUUCCCAGCCUUCAAGUUCAGAGACAUUAAGGGUGGAAAGAAGAUCUGGUGGAACUUCAAAGACUUUUUACAUGUCCACCUAGGAGCAGAGAAACCUUUUCCCGUGUCUGAGCUCACCGCCAGGACCCUGCAAGUAUGCACAGAGAUAGAGAGACGGUCUCUGGCAUACUCCCGGUCAUUGGAAAAAUACCGGGACCACGGAAUGCCAUGGAUGGUGAAAACACUGCAGCGGCUGCCUCCCACACUGAAAGGGACCUUCCUUGUGAACGUUCUCACCUUCAUCAGCUCAGUUGGCAUGCUCCAAAAUAAUGAUUUUGUAGAUUUUAACCACCUGAAGGACCUCCUUCAGGCUAUUAGCCUGCAAGGCAUGGCCCAGGACAAACUGCAAAAGCUCCAGAUAUUAGGUAGGUUUACCAUAGAGAAGGUCUAUAGACCCAUCAUCUGGAAGCUGCACCACGACAUUCCGGUCAGGCUCCAGCAGAACACCCCACGCUUACUAAGCCUCAGACCACCACCCAAGCAGGAAGAGGGAGAGGUCCUCCAGCCUGAGGAGGACGUCCAGGCUGUCGAAGACCAAGAUGACAUCAGACCUCCUGUCAGGUCUCAGGCAAUGUGCCUGCCUGCCAAUUCCUCCAAGCUGUGGACACAGGAUGAGUGUGCUCUGGUCAACUUGGACAAAUGUAAAACAUCAAAGCAGGCAUACACGGCAUAUGUGAAACGGUGCGUGGAACUCAAAGUGCCAUCAAGGACCUUUAAUGCCUUCAGACAAAAAAGGAAGGCACUACAAAAGAAAUAAACACACAAUAACACAACGCACGCACGUGACGCUCUGCUCUUCUGCAAGAUGAUUUUUGGUGUGCCAGCUGAAGGUCAAGAUCCACACGUCCAACUCUGCAAACACCCAGCGUCAUUCAGGGACGCGUGGGUUGAACCGAGUGCAGCGUCUGUUGCAUGUCGAAGGACGAAAAGAGACCGCUCCCUUCCUGGGCCAGUCAGUGGCGGGACUUGAAUUUGGUCGCAACUAGUCUCAUGCCCCCACCAGUGAUGAGAAAGCGGCCACCUACCAGCACCAAAACGGAGACCAUGGGGUGCAAGCACUGUGGGAACACAAACUCCAGCCCUUCCCCUCUUACGUGCCACCCCAAGAGCCAUCCCCCAGCAGCAAAUGCUCGUCCCCUCUGUCACCACCAGGCCCUGGACCUUGUAGGUAGCCUGGGGAAGCAUUUUCUACGUCUAAGUUAAGUUUCCUUUUGUGUGACUCGGACGAGGAACUCAAGCAUUCUGUCCAUUAAGCACACAUUAACAUUAAACACAUUAAACUGUUGACCUUACUUCCGCAGUAACGUAUUUACACAGAAGAACACAACA